Molecule: messenger RNA, 689 nt
Organism: Anguilla rostrata (American eel)
Lineage: Eukaryota; Metazoa; Chordata; Actinopteri; Anguilliformes; Anguillidae
Product: antimicrobial peptide NK-lysin
Exons: 5
Coding region: 80-466 (128 amino acids)
Biological process (GO): lipid metabolic process; defense response to bacterium
Source: RefSeq, a predicted model, not a curated record
GUUUAGAAACUAUAAAAAUGGCCUACCAGCAGCAGCGUGCCACAACGGCGUCGCUGUGGAGAUCACCGGUUAGAAGGACAUGAAGAUGAUGUCUCCCAUCAAACUCUGCUUUCUGCUGGCUUUCGCAGCUUGCGCACAGUCUGGCUAUUUCCACGGUGGUGGAUUCUCAGAGACGGAGGAUGAUUUUGCUCUCCAAACUGAGGCAGAGAAAAUCCCUGGCGUCUGUUUCGUCUGCAAGCUCAUCAUGAGGAAAGUGAAGAGAAUUAUCUCUGAAGGAGACUCUAAGGAACAAAUCGUGAGCAAGCUCCAGACUGUGUGCAGCCGGAUGCGAUUUGUGAAACGCAUCUGCAUGGGACUGGUCAGGAAAUGGAGCCAGCGACUAGCAGACGAGCUCACGGCUGGCGAUGACGCCAGAACCGCCUGUGUCAAAAUUAGACUCUGCAGACAAAAUGUACUGUGGGAGUGAGGCUGAGCAGACAAGAAGAGGAAAUGUCCAAGUUCCUGGACAGCGCAGAGCUCUCUCUCUCUCUCUCUCUCUCUCUCUCCCACACAGAGCAUUUUUUCAUUCUGUUCUUCUCAUAAUUAAAGGCUUAAGCAGACCCUGGCAUCAUUUGCUAAAGACAAAAGGCAUUACGUGCAGAACACAUUCUACUGUCGCUCAAUAAAGCAUGAUUACAAAAAAAGCUCUG